AGACAAACACGAACACAAGACAGAAUAUGAGGGCGAUCGAGGUGUCUAACGUGAAGCUCUGGUCCUCCAGCUCAUUAGCAGUGGGUUUGAUAAAGGUCUCAUUACCCUCGCAGACGUGGACUCGUCCUCAUUUCUGCUGAUCAUUGAUCUCUGAUAGUCUUAUCAGCCUCAUAUAAAGCGCGUCCAGCUCCGGCUCUGUCUCACUGAUAGACGUUCAGCUAAAGCCUAAAGAUGAUGCCCGUGACCCAGCGUCUGCUCGUCCUGACCGCUCUGCUGUCUCUGCUGCUGGCCUUACAGGUCCAGACGGCACCCAUAGAGACUGACUGGGCGACCGGACUGAUCCACCGGGCCAAGCGCUCGUUACUCUGGCGAUGGAACACUCUGAAACCCGUGGGUUCUGGAUGCAGAGAUCAUUAUGAGUGCGGAACCAACUACUGCAGGAAACACACGUGCUCCUUCAAUAAAGCUCAACAGGCUUGACUGAGGAAUAAUGAUGAUGGCACCAAAUCAAAUGAUGGAAAACAAAAUGGCUAAAAUUGUGCAUCCCUUGAUUUCUCAAACAUCAUGACCUACAUCAAUCUGACAGAACAUCUAAAGACAGCAGAAGACUUUAUCUACAUCAAUCUCAAGACUGUAUUCAGGUGAAUCCCAUCAAGAAAUGUCCAGGUCAUAUUAACCUCCAAAAUCAGAACUGUUUUAAUUUAUUUGAUUUUGGGCUGAAAUAUGACCCGGCCUGUUCUUGACACAUUCACCUCCUCAGAAACCUCUCAGGAACACGUCUACAAGAACUCCAGUUUCAUCAUCGAUGUUUUAUAGUUGUACAGAUCUUGAUGAUGUGUAAAAUAUUAACUUUGCAUCUAUAGUUUCUGAUUCAGAUUCAAUGAGGCCGAGAUGUUUGAUCUGAUAAAAUACAAACACGCAUGGCAAAAUAAUCUGUAGCCAAUCUAUUUCAUUAUCAGCUGCAGCUUCCAGAAGAAUCAGGACGUAUUUAUUUUGUAAAUAUCAGACACAUAAAGUGAGAUGGUGUAACAUGCUUUAUUUUAUUAUUUUUUUGUUAAAAUGUUUUAUUGUUUGUCUCGGUAUUUUUGUUACAUUGAUAGUGCAAUAUUUUUUUAAGGAAAACAAAAACUAAAAAUGCUCACAUGAUGAAAUAAAUGCAUAAAAAAAUGAAUUUUAAAAAUGGAAUAAAUCAUGAACAUUCCUUUUUUAAACCUAAAACAGUCUGUUUUCAGCUAACAUCAUCACUGGGUCUUAAUUCAUAAACAUUUCAUAUUAUCAUUUCACAAUCAUAAUCAUGAGAUUUCCACCCUGGGAAAAGUGAAACUGAAAUCAGACCACA
Onychostoma macrolepis is the source of this 1339-nucleotide messenger RNA. Its product is annotated as liver-expressed antimicrobial peptide 2. NCBI's taxonomy places the organism in Eukaryota, Metazoa, Chordata, Actinopteri, Cypriniformes, Cyprinidae. The transcript is spliced from 3 exons. The coding region runs from base 232 to 480 and encodes 82 amino acids. The record is from RefSeq and is a predicted model, not a curated record. Gene Ontology annotation, biological process: defense response to bacterium; antimicrobial humoral immune response mediated by antimicrobial peptide.